This is a messenger RNA of Mya arenaria, 2410 nucleotides long. RefSeq names its product actin-like protein 6A. Gene Ontology annotation, molecular function: chromatin binding. Bases 58 to 1332 code for a protein of 424 amino acids. Gene Ontology annotation, biological process: regulation of transcription by RNA polymerase II; nervous system development. NCBI's taxonomy places the organism in Eukaryota, Metazoa, Mollusca, Bivalvia, Myida, Myidae. The record is from RefSeq and is a predicted model, not a curated record. The transcript is spliced from 13 exons. Gene Ontology annotation, cellular component: NuA4 histone acetyltransferase complex; SWI/SNF complex.
CCGGAAGUAAAUAUUGAUGCCGGCCAGUUCGUAAUUUUCAUUGUUUAAGAUUGAAAAAUGAGUGGUGGCGUUUAUGGAGGCGAUGAGGUUGGAGCCAUUGUGUUGGAUCUGGGCGGCUACUCUGUUAGAGCCGGUUAUGCCGGGGAAGACACACCAAAGGCAGAGAUACCGUCAAGUGUCGGGGUGCUAGAGGAUGCCGAGGUUGCCAUGGAAACAGAUGAAAUCAAAAAGGAGGCUGGAAGAAAGUAUUUCAUCGACACAAACUCGCUCCGUGUACCGAGGAAAGGCAUGGAGGUGCAGACUUUCCUCAAGGAUGGAAUGAUUGAUAACUGGGAUAUAUUUGAGAACAUACUGGAUUACACAUACAAGCGACACAUUCAGUCGGAGUCCCAGGAGCACCCGGUCAUGAUGUCAGAGGCUUCUUGGAAUAGUCGUGGUAAGAGAGAAAAGCUGACGGAGAUAAUGUUCGAGAAGUACAAUGUUCCAGCCUUCUUCCUGUGCAAAAAUGCAGUACUUUCAGCCUUUGCCAACGGGCGCUCCACCGGACUUGUCCUAGAUAGCGGGGCGACAUACACAACCGCUGUGCCUGUAUACGAUGGUUACGUUCUUGGUCAGGCCAUCGUGAAGUCUCCACUGGCAGGGGACUUUAUCAGUUUGGAGUGUCGGAAACUAAUGGAGGAGCUGAAUAUUGAGGUCGUUCCUCCAUAUAUGAUUGCUUCCAAGGAGGCAGUGAACGAGAAUCAGGCUGCGAGAUGGAAGAAGAAGGAUAUUCCGGAAGUCACGCCUUCCUUCCAUAACUACAUGGUCAAGGACGUCCUACAGGACUUUUCAGCCUCUGUUCUCCAGGUUUCUGAUGUACCAUAUGAAGAAAGUGGGGCUGAGUCCAUGCCUUGUACACCAUAUGAGUUUCCAAAUGGCCACAACAGAGAUUUUGCAGAAGACAGAAUCAAGAUCCCAGAGAUGUUGUUUGACUCCUCAUUGAUCAAGAAUGUACCGAGCAACUCCAUGCUAAGUGUGGGUCAUACUAUAACAACCAGUGUCGGAAUGUGCGAUAUCGACAUCAGACCAAGCCUGUACAGCAGUUUGAUCGUGGUCGGAGGAAAUUCAUUACUCAACGGAUUCACAGACAGGCUUAACCGGGACCUCAGUAACAAACUUACAGCUAGCAUGCGGCUGAAGAUGAUAGCGUCGACCCAGGCGACAGAGCGGCGAUUCAGCACCUGGAUCGGAGGGUCCAUUCUUGCAUCACUGGGCUCGUUCCAACAAAUGUGGAUCUCAAAACAGGAAUACGACGAGGGAGGGAAAAGCUGUGUGGAGAAAAAAUGUCCUUGAGGGAGGUGGAGGGGCUUGAACAUUUGGACAAGUUUGCAUGCUGUUCGAUAUGGAACAUAUUGAUGUACUUGGUACAUUUAUGAUUGAAGGAACUAAUAUUUUGUACAACAUAGGUUUCCAUGUUGAAUUAUACUAAACCGACAUCUUGCAUCAUCCUGCUGAAAAACAUAAAUCAUUAUAGGGCUUUCUUAUUUACGUGUAUGUGCUUACCAAAUAUUAUGAUUAAAUAAAAUGUCAGUGUUACAAAUUUAAUUGAACAUUUUACUUGCAAAAUCAAAUAAACUGUUUAAAAAUUCAUCCUUUUGAAUAAAAACAUUACACAGAAAUAUUGUUUUUAAAAAAUGGUCGUACAUCAAAAUCAUUGAUAAGAUGGGGCAUAUAGUGUACAUAGAUUUACAUAGGUUUUAAAUGAAGACAAUUUAGAAUUAUCAGAUUCAUAGAAUUACACCUUUUUUUCUUCUUUUUUUUGCAAGCCUAAUGUGUUCAUUUUAUAGAUGAAAUAAUAUUUCAUAUAAUUCUAUAGUCCAUUUAUAGAUUUUUUGUGAUUUAUGUGUUGAAGAAUUGUGUUGCACUUUUGUGAAGUUUUUUAACAUUUCAAAUAUAAUCUGAUGUUAUAGAUCAUGUUGUUUUUAUAUUAAAUCAGAAAAAUACAUGCAAUAAUUUGAAUUAAAAGAAAUUUGCUGUUAAUGGAAGAGACUAAUUAUAUAAAAUGUACAUUUGAAUAAAAAUCGGUCUAUCAUAAUUAUAGUGGCACAGUUUUUGUUUUUUUUGCUAUUUGCCUUUAACACAGUAAGAAGUACCCUAAAACAGAAAUAAAUGGCCUUUAAUAAGAAACAAAAAAAGAUGUCUUGGCUCCUUAUUGCCUUGGACUCAAACUAAAUGUUCUGACAGGUUUAAGUUUUCAUCCCUGAUUUUUUAAGUCAUUAAUCAGAUUUUGGUCUUAAGGGUAAUAUGCAUACCGAGUUUAAAUAUGUGGUGUUUGAAUAUUGAAAAAAGAAACAGCCAUAAACUGUCAUGAAAUGUUAGAUGUUGUAAUGUCAAGAGUUUGAAAACACAAAUAAACUGAGGAAGUCAUAAA